AUGUUUCGAAGCUCCAUUCUCGGAACCAACUCGGAGAAAUCAGGGUUGCACAUGGCUAGCAUAAGAUCAAUCGAGGCUAGAGAAGCACUAAACGAUGCGAACCCCAACACAAAGGGUGGUGAGCUGGUUUCUGGUAACAAAUUCACCGGUGAUAUCCCCAACGCCGGCCUGCAGAUCCCUGGCCAGCUCCUCAAUGAGGACGAUAAGAGUGCUUUGAAGAUCAAGAUUCACCUCAACAUUCAGAAGGUUCGUCUCGAUCUUGAUGCUCAGAUCUAUUGUGAUGCUGUGGUUGGCCUGAUGUAA
Penicillium odoratum is the source of this 303-nucleotide messenger RNA. RefSeq lists its product as uncharacterized. The coding region runs from base 1 to 303 and encodes 100 amino acids. The transcript has 2 exons. NCBI's taxonomy places the organism in Eukaryota, Fungi, Ascomycota, Eurotiomycetes, Eurotiales, Aspergillaceae. The record is from RefSeq and is a predicted model, not a curated record.